Chenopodium quinoa (quinoa) is the source of this 1919-nucleotide messenger RNA. RefSeq names its product putative F-box protein At4g05475. The transcript is spliced from 2 exons. Lineage: Eukaryota; Viridiplantae; Streptophyta; Magnoliopsida; Caryophyllales; Amaranthaceae. The record is from RefSeq and is a predicted model, not a curated record. Bases 101 to 1276 code for a protein of 391 amino acids. Gene Ontology annotation, molecular function: protein binding.
GUUUUUACAAAAAGUUAACAUGAAUAUGAUGUACUUCACUCUUAUGGACGUUACUGAGGACGAUAGUCCAAAUAGGCAAAUACAUAUACAUUGACAAAAUAUGGAUUAUAAAAGUGAGAAUGUGGGACCAUCAUUAAUUUUAAGGCCCAACCCACCACGAAAGUAUAAAACCUUCAGUCCCCUUAAUUCCCUCCAUUUCCCAAAUUCCGUCAACAAGAACUCCUUUACUCAUUUCAAUUUUCAAUUCACAUCAACAAUGUCUUCAAUUUCCUCUUCCCAUCCAAACCCUAACCCUAACCCUAAAUUCUCUGAACCUUCAUCUUCAACCAAAUCCAAUCGCAAAAAAAUAAACAAUCGAAACAGGAAGAACAAGAACAAGAACAAGAACAAGAAAAUUCCGAAUUGGUUAGAGCUUCCCGAGGAUGUUUGGUCCUUAAUUUUGUCGAAAUUAAACACAAUUCACCUAAUCGAAAAUGUCCAGAAAGUUUGCAUGUUAUUCCGCAAGCUCUGCAAACAACCUUCGUUGUUCAAGGUGGUUGAUAUGACACUUCCAGAUGCUUAUAUGGACUUGGAUUUUGAUGCUAAUGUUUUGACUCGAUUCAUUGUUGAUCGAAGUUGUGGCUGUUUGCUUGAUAUCUACUUGGAGUUUCUUUGUGAUGAUGAUACUUUGAUGUACAUCGUUGACAGGUCAAGGAAUCUUAAGCAUCUGCGAAUAGGGAACUACAUUUAUAUUUCUGGUGAAGGACUGAUUGAAGCUGUAAAAAAGCUCCCAGCACUCGAGGAACUGGAGAUAAUUAUAUGUAAUGAUUACUCUGCAGAUGAUAUUGAAGCUAUUGGCCAUGCCUGCCCUUCACUGAAAGCAUUCAGCUUCAAUGAUGUUGGAUCUAAGACUCUGGAUUUUACUUGCAAUGAGGAAGCAUUAGCCAUUGCUAAAAGCAUGCGUAAUUUGCGCAAUCUUCAACUGAUUGGAAGUGGUAUCACAAAUGAAGGCUUAAAAGCAAUUCUGGAUGGAUGUCCUCUUCUUGAAUCCCUUGAUUUACGUGCAUGUUUCCACAUCGAUUUAUCGGGAGAUCUGGGGAAAAGAUGUGAGCAGAUCAAGCGCUUGCGGAGACCAUAUGAUUCUACUGCAGAUUAUAGUCACCAAGCAUGUGCUGAUGAUCCAGAACAUUACGGAGCCUACAAGUUGGGCAGUCCAUACAGCGAGUAUGAUUCUGAUGAUAGUGGCUUCUAUGGAUAUCCAGGAUACCUUGAUUUCGAGGAUGAAUACCUUGACUAAUUUGAUGAUUAUGAUGAUCUCCCACUCCACUUCAUUGCUCAGUUUGCUGGUGCUGGCCUCGUAGACUAUGAAUCCUCUGACUGAUUUUUCAGCUCUUUUCCUCGUUGCUGAUUUUUCAUUCAUGUUUUCCCGUCUGUCUUGUGUUAAAUAUUCUGUGGUUGCAUGACUUGCAUCUAAGUGACUCUAAAUUACAACAUUAAAAUCAACUUCCCGUAUUUUAAAUAGAGUAUAUUUUUUCUUAUAUUAAAUAUUUAAUAUCUUUCUAAUAUAAUAUAUAUACAUUGUUGAUAGGUAUUACACAAUUACAUCAUUUCUUUAGUUCGUUAUUAAUUUUUUUUUUUUUUAUUAUGUCUUGUUUAUUUUUUGAGUUUAUAGUGUUUAAUUUGAGUGUCUUCCCCUGUAUUUUUCUGAGAAAUACCCUAAUUUAGCUCAAUAAAUUUGAUGCACUUUUUUUUUCAUAGAGAAUGGAUAUACAUCGAAUUUUGAUUCUGCAAUGUCUUUUUUUUUUAAAUCUAUGUUUUAGGUUGAGUUUUUUUUGGAUAUGGGGUGAAUGGUGGUAUAACUCUGUUAUGAAAUUGUGAAACAAGCUUUCCAUAUGCUUUAAUCGACGUCGAUAAUGAUGCUAAAAGAAUGUGCAAAGGUC